This is a messenger RNA of Austrofundulus limnaeus, 2860 nucleotides long. RefSeq names its product poly (ADP-ribose) polymerase 2 (gene parp2). Gene Ontology annotation, molecular function: zinc ion binding; NAD+ poly-ADP-ribosyltransferase activity. NCBI's taxonomy places the organism in Eukaryota, Metazoa, Chordata, Actinopteri, Cyprinodontiformes, Rivulidae. Gene Ontology annotation, biological process: protein poly-ADP-ribosylation; double-strand break repair. The record is from RefSeq and is a predicted model, not a curated record. Gene Ontology annotation, cellular component: nucleolus.
AUCGAUUGAGUCGUCUUCGUAUUAAACGAUCUUUGGUAGACUUCGCUCUUCUGCCGUCCUGUCCAGAAAACAGCCGCAGAAGAAGAAAGUUUCCCGCCGUGGGUUUGUUGUUAAACCUUGGCUCUUUCCUUUUUUAUCGUUUCUAGUUAAAAACACAUUUUACAAACCAUGAGACGAACCAGAAGUUCGAGAAACACCAGCCAGAAGAACGCUGCAGAAAACAGAGACGUCAAYACCAAAACAGUUUGGCAGUGGGAAGGCGAUGAAGGACAGUGGGAGUCGUACCCGCCCUCCGCCUGUGCCUUGCUGGAUUCGACCGCCUCUUCGGGGAAGACGUCGGUCACGCUGACUCUCGGCUCGGGGACGGCGUACGAAAUUAACCUGAAGAAGAUGGUUCAGAUUAAUCCUGUGACCAARUACAAAAGAAAGAUUCGAUCGCAGACGGUUAAAGCUGAAAAUUCAAGUGAAGCUCUUGGCGAAGCUCAACCUGCUCGAGCUAAAGAGGAAGAGGAGGAGGAAGAGACUGAACAGCAGCCAGUGGCUAAGAAGAGACGAGGACAAAGCAGGAGUGAAACAAAAAAAGAGAUGCCUGAAGAGGAAGUAAAAAGUGAAGAGGUGGUGAGGACGGUGGUGAUGAAGGGCAAAGCUCCGGUGGACCCUGAAUGCAAAACCAAACUUGGAAAGGAGGAGAACCAAACCGCAGUGGAUGCUGCGCCCAAAAGGAAGCCAUCCACGCUGCACACAAAGGUUCAGUCUCUCCUGGAGCUCAUCUGUGACCUGAAAGCCAUGGAGGAGUGCGUGCUGGAGAUGAAGUUCGACACCAAGAAAGCUCCUCUCGGGAAGCUGACCCAGGAGCAGAUCCGGGCCGGCUACGCAGCCCUGAAGAAGAUCGAGGACUGUCUGAAGAAGAAGGGCGGCAGUCGGGAGCUGCUGGAAGCCUGCAACCAGUUUUACACCCGCAUCCCCCAUGACUUUGGGUUGAAAACUCCUCCAGUCAUCCGCACAGAAGAGGAGCUGAAGGAAAAAAUCGCUCUGUUGGAGGCGCUGAGUGACAUCCAGAUCGCAGUGAAAAUGGUCCAGUCCAACACAGAGAGUGAUGAACAUCCUUUGGACCGGCAGUACCACUCCCUACAGUGCAAACUGCAGCCUCUGGACUCCACCAGCCAUGAGUACCAGGUGGUGGAGAAGUAUCUGCAGACCUCUCACGCCCCAACCCACUGCGACUACACCAUGACCGUCCUCGACGUCUUCUCUGUGGACAGAGACGAGGAGAGCAACAGCUUCCUCUCACAGUUACACAACAGGACUCUGCUGUGGCACGGUUCCCGCCUCUCCAACUGGGUCGGCAUCCUCAGUAAGGGCCUCCGAGUGGCCCCGCCCGAGGCCCCCGUUACUGGUUACAUGUUUGGUAAAGGUAUCUACUUUGCUGACAUGUCGUCAAAAAGUGCCAACUACUGUUUUGCCAACCAGAGCAACCACAUCGGACUUCUGCUUCUGUGUGAGGUGGCCCUGGGAGACUGUAACGAGCUGCUGGACGCUGACUAUGAGGCCAAUAAUCUGCCAGCAGGAAAACACAGCACCAAGGGUCUGGGUCAAACUGGACCUGACCUUAAAAACACUGUUCAACUGAAUGGCGCCACGGUUCCGAUGGGUCCCCCGGUGAAAACAGGAGUGGGCAGAACCAACGGUUACUCCCUCCUCUACAAUGAGUUCAUAGUUUAUAAUCCGGCUCAGGUUCGGAUGAAGUACCUGCUGCGGGUCCGGUUCAACUACUCCUCUCUAUGGUGAAAACUGUCAGACUGUGUGAAAUCUGGGAUCCUCUCCUGUUUGAUAUUUAUGGACUUUUUUUUUAUUUUUAUUUUUUGAGGGGGAUGAGCUGUGAGUUUUGAACACUCCACUGUUGCUUGGCAGAUAACAGAAAUAUUUAAUCCCACUGCAACUCAUAAAUUAUUACUGUUUACUGGUGGAAGAAGAAUCUGCCUUUCAGAGUGGCUGCUAUUUUUGUAUCUCAGACUGAAAAUUCUGUGAAAGUACAGUUUAGCCUCAUAUUUCACCUUAAAAUAAUUGUAAUAAAUUUGAAUUUUCCAUGAUUAAACAUGAACACUAAGCUUUUUAAAUAGUGUCUUAGUCCAACCCAAGGUAUUUGUUUGUGGAUUUACCAGUUUUGAGAUAAAAUUUGAUGUAUUAUUGCCAGAAAGAGGUCUUUCAAAUUAAAAUGGGAGGAAGUGAACCCAACUGAGUUUUUUUAAAGAGGAAAAUCUGACUUUUAACUUGGUAUAAAAAUGAUCUUUAAUGCAUUUGUUCUUCCGUAAAACAGCCUCUAGACCACCAGGAGUUUUCAGAGUGUGUUUCAGACUCUUAUUGUGAAGGAUUGAAAUGAGUUUUGCUGCAGAGGAAGCAAUAAACAGUAGUUAAUCCUGAAAAAUGUUCCCAUGUCUUUUAGAAUAAUUUAUUUUGAAUUGUCAACUUUUAUCUCAAAAUCUUCCUCUCUUUUUUUUUCUCGGAGCAGCCAUAAAACUUGUUCUGUCUUAGUUAAAUAACWGUUUUCUACCAAAUUUGGUGCAUUUUUAUCACAACAAGUUCAUUUGUCAUUUAAAUCAUAAAAAAUGUUUAAGAUUGUUAAGCAUAUAUGAGGCAAAUGUAAUCCAUCUUUUUUACUGUUUCUGUGUUUUUAUUUUUUAUUAAUUUUCUCACAUCCUUGUGAUGUUGGACUCUGUUUAUUUCUUGUUCAAUGGACCAAAAAUCUACAAGUUUAUUUUACAGGAAAUGAAGAAGAAAACAUGUUGAAGUUUUUGCACUACUUUGUGUUCAAGUUGCUCUGCGUGGUGAAGGUUCUUAUAAUAAAAACUGUUUAAAAACA